AUGCAGAAGCUGAGUGACCCGAGAGAAGUUAGGGAAUUAGAUCCUUACGAUGCUUUGUCCGAAGAUGAACAUGAGAUAGUAAAAGUUAAAGAGCGGCUUCUAUCGCUGGAAAAGGAACGCCAAGAUCUAAUAGCGAGAUUAAAUAGGUUAAAUGAAAGUAAAUGUUCCAAAAAAGACCCUAAUCUCAUUAAACUAGAGGUUCCAAGCUCACCGCCUAGGCCUAAAAGAGUUAAAGAGAUAGAAAAGAAGACAAUUGAAGUGGUUGAAUAUCCUAAAGAGAAUGAGAAUGAAAUUCAUCUUUUCUCUUCUUUUGCGGCGCCAUCACAUAGUACCAGUUAUUUUGCUGAGAAACUCAGCUCUGCUAAGAAGGUUCGUGACGAUAAAGUACAGAAAAGGGAUGACUUACUGAAACGAAGGGUCUAUACCUUCUCCAGUAUUGCUAUACCAAAAGAAUUUGAUUCCAUUGUGGUUGAUGAAGUUGAAGAGUAUUCCAAUAUGAACAUAAGCAAGAGAUAUAUUCCCAAAGACGUUUUGAAUACUAUCAUGCAAGACAUUAAAGUGCUUAGAUUGUCCAAACUAUAUGCAAAAGUAAGGCCACCUAAGUUUUUAGAACCGGAGUAUACUAAUUGGCUUACUUUAGGGGUGGUUACGCACAAAUCAGAUAUCAAAAUGACCGCACAGCGUGUUCCUAAUAAGUAUUUUAGUAUUAAGCUAACCGAUUUUCAGUAUGAUAUCCAACUUAUGAUAUUUGGCAAAACUAAUGUGGAGAAAUACUAUAAAUUACAAGUCAAAGACAUUAUAGCUGUAUUAAACCCAGAAAUAUACCCUUGGCGAGGGCAAUCAGAUGACUUUGAAAAUAAUGUGCCGUCUUCCAAGUCUUUUAGUCUUGCUGUUAAAAGCAAUUAUGAUUGCAUCUUAGAGAUUGGAUGCAGCAAAGAUCUUGGCUUUUGUCCCGCCAUUGUAAAAUCUAAAAAUAAGGCAUGCGGUGCACCACUUAACAAAUCACUAAGUGAAGCGUGCAGUUACCACCAAGAGCUAAACUUUAGGUCUACAAACGCAAAGCGUGUAGAAUUGAAUGGGAAUAUAUCAUUACGGGCUCCUACAAAGGAUGGAAUUGUGCAAUCCGCUAAUAUGGUUAGAUCAUCGAAGGGAGUUCGGAUUGGGCUAACACCAGAUAAGCAAGCAUCGAGGACAAAGGUAGACGACAGAAAGCGCCUUAAUUUCACCAGCAAUAAUGCAUAUAAGGCAUAUUUUGAUGACGAGUUCCAAAAUCCAGACAUUCUUCAAAACCUAGAGACUAAGAGACGUAAGGUUAAUGACUCUCGAAAAGAUCAGGAAAUAAAUAGACAAUUGUCAAUGGCAAUAAGCAAGAACAGAAGUGAAACAAUUAGCGGAUUUUCAAGUGGCUUCAAAUCGGAGAUGAAGAAAGCUACUGUGAAGGCUAUGAACACUGGAGUAAUUAAGAACAUUGGCUUCGAUCCCACACGUGGCAAAAUGAAAAGUGUACUAUAUGAAAGUAAAAAAGGAGGAGCCGAGGAUUAUAAAUCUGCUGAGGUAGCAGAAAUCUUGUCAAUAAAGAAAGAUAAUGUAGAUCUAAAACCUUCUGAACAAGAAAUCAUAAGGAAAAGACAGAAACGAACAGAUGUUUACAAUGAGAUUUUUAAUGACGGUAAAGGGAAAGUUAGCAAUGCAAAUAUAGUAGAGUCUAGCGAUGACGAUCUGGAGAUAGUAUAA
Eremothecium sinecaudum is the source of this 1734-nucleotide messenger RNA. RefSeq names its product Mcm10p (gene MCM10). Gene Ontology annotation, molecular function: DNA replication origin binding; single-stranded DNA binding. Gene Ontology annotation, biological process: DNA replication; DNA replication initiation. NCBI's taxonomy places the organism in Eukaryota, Fungi, Ascomycota, Saccharomycetes, Saccharomycetales, Saccharomycetaceae. The record is from RefSeq and is a predicted model, not a curated record. The coding region runs from base 1 to 1734 and encodes 577 amino acids. The transcript is spliced from 2 exons. Gene Ontology annotation, cellular component: replication fork protection complex; nucleus.